CCUAUGAAGCCAGAUGCCUGGGUCAAUAGGACAACUGUCACUGAGUUCAUCCUUCUUGGCCUGACAGAAAACACAAGACUGCAACCCAUCCUUUUUGUCAUCUUCCUCUUUGCCUAUGUAGUCACUGUUGGAGACCUCAGUAUCCUGGCUGCCAUCUUUGUGGAGCCCAAACUCCACACGCUCAUGUACUACUUCCUGGGGAAUCUGUCUCUGCUAGACAUCGGAUGCAUCACUGUCACUGUCCCUCCGAUGCUGGCAUGUCUCCUGGAGUGCAGAGUCCCCUAUGCUGCCUGCAUUUCACAGCUCUUCUUGUUCCAUCUCCUGGCUGGUGUGGACUGUCACCUCCUGACAGCCAUGGCCUAUGACCACUACCUGGCCAUCUGUCAACCCCUCACCUACAGCACCCGCAUGAGCUGUGAAGUCCAAGGAGCCCUGGUGGGCAUUUGCUGCACCAUUUCCUUUAUCAACGUUCUGACUCACACAGUAGCUAUAUCUAUGCUUGAUUUCUGUGGCCCUAAUGUGGUCAAUCACUUCUACUGUGACCUCCCACCCCUUUUCCAGUUCCCCUGCUCCAGCACCCAUGUCAAUGGGCAGCUGCUUUCUGUGGGGGCCACUUUCAUGGAGAUGUUCCCCACGAUCCUUAUCUCAGUGUCCUAUGCCCAUGUCACCACUGCAGUGCUAUGAAUCCAUUCAGCGGAGGGGAAGAAGAAGGUCUUCUCCACAUGUGGCUCCCACCUCACUGUAGUCUGUAUCUUUUAUGGAACUGACUUCUUCAGUUACAUGCGUCUGGGCUCAGUGUCAGCUUCAGAUAAGGACAAGGGGAUUGGGAUCCUCAACACUAUCUUUAGCCCCAUGCUGAACCCGGUCAUCUACAUCCUCCAGAACCUGGAUGUGCAGGGUGCCCUGAAAAGGAUGUUGAUGGGGAAGUGA
Lontra canadensis (Northern American river otter) is the source of this 930-nucleotide messenger RNA. Its product is annotated as olfactory receptor 139-like. Gene Ontology annotation, molecular function: olfactory receptor activity; G protein-coupled receptor activity. Gene Ontology annotation, cellular component: membrane. The record is from RefSeq and is a predicted model, not a curated record. NCBI's taxonomy places the organism in Eukaryota, Metazoa, Chordata, Mammalia, Carnivora, Mustelidae. Gene Ontology annotation, biological process: G protein-coupled receptor signaling pathway.